AGCAAGAUUCCCCUUUUUAUAAACCUGCCAAAAAUGAAUUCCAUCCUGAAAUCCGCAAUUGGUCUCAGCAUCCUGAUUGUUGCAGCAAACUGCCUGGACUGCAAACAAUGCAAGAUUGGUGUACUUGGAAACUGCUUUUUUGGGAAUGACAUCUCAUGUAGCAGUUCAACAGAGAGUUGUUAUACUGGACAAGCACAGUUCAAUGCUUCUCAAUCCCUGACCCUGAUCAGUAAGGGCUGCAUAGAUUCGGACCUGUGUGGAUCGGCCCUAACUGGAUCCAUCCUCGGUGUUACUUUCACCAGCAGUAUUACUUGCUGCAACACUGACCUGUGCAACGGAGCCUCCUCUGUCCAGCUGCCUCUGACUGUGGCCCUUUGUGCUGCCAUCCUGUCAUCACUGUGGGGCUUCUUGGAGUUUUAGUCCAACAUGAUGUUCAUUAUUGCUGAAAGCUGAUGUAACUAUGCUGAGUCAAUAAAAG
Messenger RNA from Cyprinodon tularosa, 478 nucleotides. Its product is annotated as sperm acrosome membrane-associated protein 4-like. The record is from RefSeq and is a predicted model, not a curated record. The coding region runs from base 34 to 420 and encodes 128 amino acids. The transcript has 4 exons. NCBI's taxonomy places the organism in Eukaryota, Metazoa, Chordata, Actinopteri, Cyprinodontiformes, Cyprinodontidae.